UGCCGCUACAGAAAUCGAGCUCAACCAGUCUGAAUCGAUAAAAGAAGCUCCAUUCUUCUGCUCCUUAUUUUUUUCUUCAUUUUCUCGCAAACGCAAACGACCUUAGUGAAUCUGUUUCUAUCGACUCAUAAUUAUGGAGCACGCUGUCAAGUUCGUUUUAUUGUUCACCACGAUUGUUUUCAUAGCCAUCGCUGAUGAAAGUAAGAAGGAGGAAGAGCGACCCAAAACCUUUCGGAGGCUGAUACCAGCCGAUGUACUUCGUGAUUUUCCUGGCAUGUGCUUUGCAUCAACAAAAUGCGCAACUAUUGAGCCAACGAAGACGUGGGAGCUGUCACCUUUUUGUGGUCGUUCCACCUGUGUGCCCGCCGAUGACAACUCUGGUCGUUUAUUCGAGCUGGUAGAAGACUGCGGUCCACUACCCAAGGCUAAUCCCAAAUGCAAACUAUCUGAUAAAACUAACAAAACUGCAAGCUUCCCCGACUGUUGUCCGAUCUUCGAGUGUGAAGAUGGAGCUAAAUUAGAAUAUCCAGAAAUUCCGACUUUACCACCGCCAACCGAGAUAGAAGCAGGAAAAGCGUCAGAAAUUACUGCAGCACCGAAAGUCUAAAACUAAAAGGCAAAAUCUUCAGGAAGAAAAGUUACGAUGUAUUCACGAUAAGAUUAAUCAUAAUGGAUUUGUUUCAAUUGCGAGAAAAACGGCGAUGUAAAAAACAAUAAUCACAAAAAUCCGUAAAAAAUGCGUAUUCGAGUAUUUAAUUUUUUGAAAUUAACUUUUACAUGAGAGAUAUUUUAUUGAGAACUAUGUAGCAGAUGUCUAGCGUAAUAUAAAAUAUAACUAUAUAGUAGCACAAAUAAAAAAUA
Molecule: messenger RNA, 861 nt
Organism: Harpegnathos saltator (Jerdon's jumping ant)
Lineage: Eukaryota; Metazoa; Arthropoda; Insecta; Hymenoptera; Formicidae
Exons: 2
Coding region: 134-607 (157 amino acids)
Source: RefSeq, a predicted model, not a curated record